This is a messenger RNA of Talaromyces proteolyticus, 904 nucleotides long. RefSeq lists its product as uncharacterized. The transcript is spliced from 2 exons. Bases 126 to 575 code for a protein of 149 amino acids. The record is from RefSeq and is a predicted model, not a curated record. NCBI's taxonomy places the organism in Eukaryota, Fungi, Ascomycota, Eurotiomycetes, Eurotiales, Trichocomaceae.
AGUCGGAAAGGAAAGAAAAUAGAGACCAUAAAUUCUUUCAUUCACCAUUCUCUUUGAAAGUUCGCACGGCACCUUACUGACAAAACAAAGGAUAAAAAAACGAACAGAUAAGAGAACACUCGACAAUGCACUUCUCUAAAAUCAUCAUUGCCGCCACCCCGUUGAUCGGGCUGUCUGCAGCCAGGCCUAACCAGCAACCAUCUGACAGCAUGCCUCCUUGGCCAUCUGACAGCAUGCCUCCAUGGCCAUCUGAUAGCAUGCCUCCUUGGCCAUCUGGCAGCAUGCCUCCUUGGUCAUCUGGCAGCAUGCCUCCUUGGCCAUCCGAUAGCUUCACUCCCCCACCGCAUCCUAGUGGUACUCCUCCCCCAGAGUUCCCAGGUGGUAGCAACGGAUACCUCGACAAACGUGAGGACGACGACCACCACCGGCCUCAUCCAUCUCACUCCCACCGACCCCAUCCUUCUCACACGCGUCGCCCUCACACUAGCGGAACAACUAAGCCAGUCCCUGGAGGCGCCAUCACUAGUCUCCCUACGGGAUUCAAUACUGGCUUCCUCGGCGGUGUCCCCUUUUAAGUUAUGGAUGAGUAUGAGAUCAUUACGGGAAAUUGAGCUAUUUGAGCCCACUCACUCGAUAUCUCGAUCUGUUCAACUGGUAGUCGGUUUUCAAUUUUCUUCUGCUACUUGGCUAUGGUGACAUUUUUUUCUUCACUUUGCUUUCUUUCGGCAGCAAUGAUGUUAUGUUAUAGAUUUAAGAAAGAGCCAUUCGAUAUCCGCUUCUUAAAUCGAUGUUCUUUUACGUCUUCCUGCAUUUGGAUAACAGGAUGGGAUAUAUCUACGGCCCGUCUAGUUAAGACCAUAUGUUGAACUUAACAUCAUUGAAUUAAUUGUCUUUUCAAUAUAUU